Chenopodium quinoa (quinoa) is the source of this 1036-nucleotide messenger RNA. RefSeq names its product SPX domain-containing protein 3-like. The transcript is spliced from 3 exons. Lineage: Eukaryota; Viridiplantae; Streptophyta; Magnoliopsida; Caryophyllales; Amaranthaceae. Gene Ontology annotation, biological process: cellular response to phosphate starvation. The record is from RefSeq and is a predicted model, not a curated record. Bases 76 to 861 code for a protein of 261 amino acids.
UAUAUACUAGUGAUUUUGAUAAGGUAAAUUAUUUUCUUAGGAAUUAAUUUAAUUGAGUUGAUUAGGAAAUAAAAUAUGAAGUUUGGCAAGAGAUUGAAGCAACAAAUUCAAGAGACAUUGCCGGAAUGGAGGGACAAGUUUGUGUCAUACAAGGAGUUGAAGAAGCUUGUACGUUUGAUCUCCACGACGACGAUGCCGCCCGGUGGUGAUAUGUUGCCGGAGUAUGGCAACCCUGAGUCUGAAUUUGUCCUGCUAUUGAAUUAUCAGAUUGAUAAAUUCAACACUUUUUUCAUGGAGAAGGAAGAAGAUUUUAUUAUUAGGCAUAAGGAAUUACAACAGAGGAUUCACAUAGUUCAAAAUACACGGGGGCCAAAAGGAAGUCAUCCUUCUGAAUUAUGUUACAAAGAAGAAUUAGGAAUGAUUAGAAAAGACAUAGUCAAUUUUCAUGGUGAAAUGGUGCUUCUUAUCAACUACAGCAACAUCAACUACACUGGGCUAGCUAAAAUCCUAAAGAAGUAUGACAAAAGAACAGGAAGUUUGUUGAGAUUGCCAUUCAUACAAAAGGUGCUUGAACAACCAUUCUUCACGACCGAUCUCAUAUCGAAGCUUAUCAAGGAGCUAGAGGCUACAAUAGAGGCAACGUUUCCUCGUGGAGUCGAUCACGAAGAACAUGUAGAAGAUACUAAGAGAAAGAGAGAAAAUAAUUAUGAGUUACUAGUUGUGGGUGAAGGCAUAUUUAGGAAUACAGUGGCUGCUUUACUAACUAUGCAAGAUAUAAGAAGAGGAAGCUCUACUAUUAGUCAUUUCUCUUUGCCUCCUCUUAAUUUGCCUAAGUUUGAGGUUGUACAAUCCAUGCUAUAACCUUAGCUACUUCAAAACCAAUUGUCUAAUUAAUUAUAUUUGUUUUGAUCUAGUAUAACCAUUUUUAAAUAUCAAAAUGGUUGUAUAACUUUAGGGUAGUAUGAAUUAAAUUGUCAUGAUUUAUAUGUUAAAGAUAAUUGCCAUGAGUAUUGAUGACAAUUUACCUUUCUACUAA